Molecule: messenger RNA, 1935 nt
Organism: Stylonychia lemnae
Lineage: Eukaryota; Ciliophora; Spirotrichea; Sporadotrichida; Oxytrichidae
Source: the annotation of a GenBank genome assembly
AUGCUGGGAUAAUUUGAUGACUAGUUUAUGAUGAAUCAAUAAUAGAAUAGAAUGCUUGAAGAUUCAUAAUUUUUACCUCCCGGUGAAAACUUUUCUUCCUACCAAAAUGAAACACCCCCUAUCGAUCAAAACUUUAUUGACUAGAAGAUUAUAUAAAAUAUUCAAAAGUAUAUUUCUGGGUUUAUGACUUAAGGGCAGAUGCCUCCUCAAAUAAAUCCAAUGAGUGCAUAAAUUAAUCAGAACUCUCCUUACCAAAAUUAAAAUUUUACAACUUAACAACUUCCUCCAUAAAGUUAUUUGUCCUAACAAAAUUAACCUUAAAGUGUACUUUAAUAGAGUUCGCCACUUCAGUUUUAAAGCAGUAUUAUAAGCGAUAAUCCUAUUUAUAACUCAUAGUAAGUUCCACCACUUAAUAAUACUACUGGCAUGCUCAGCUAAGAAUUGUAAAAAUUAAGUCUCAAUAACACUCAGAAUAUGGUUGAUAAAAGCUUAGGGAAUAAUCAGCAUCUAUUAAGACAUUAAUAAUAUAUGGGAAGUUAGUAAAUUCCAAGCAGCAAUCAAAGCUAGUUUAAUCAAACUCUAAGAUCUCAAAUUUCUGAGUAGCAGCAUUAAUAGAUUUUAAACGAGCAGAGAAUUUAAUCUGAUGAGUUUGUUAUAUUGAAUAUGAAGGGAGGCAAGACAGAACUGUCAUAAGCAGCACGCCAAAAAGUUAAGAGAGACAAAGCUGUUUAGACAGCAGUUAAUUUAGUUGAUAAUAGAACAGAGUAUGAAACCUUCAGUUAUUUAUAUGACAAAGACUAGGAUUUGAUUAGAUCGGAAAAAGGAUCAUUGUUAAAGUAUCUAAGAAAAGAAGUUGUUUAAAAUUAGGAGUUCUUAGACAGAAUAAAUGAACUAGAAUAGAUUAAUUAAUAACUGCAGGAUGAAAUACUGAUGUAUAAAGACUAGUUACAAGAUAGCUAGUAAUCAUUAUCUGAUCAGUUAGAGAGAUAAAAGAAAGCUCUCGCUGAAUCUAUGAAGAAUAAAGUUGACAAUUCCACUAACUGUGAUAAUUUGAAUGAGAAAAUGGUGAGAGAUCUAGAGGAAUAAGUUGUCUAGCUAAGUUAGAACUUGCAGAGUGAGAAGAAUUCAAAUCGUAGACUCUAAAACGAUCUAAUCGAAAAGCAAAACUAGAUCGAUUAAAUUAGCGAUAGCACUAGUCAUCAACUAUUCAAUGAAAACUCCAAGUUAAAGCAGCAAUUGCAAUCUUUAUAAUAGGAUGUUGAGGAGUUGAACUACUAGAUUGACUCACUUAAUCAGAUCAAUCAGGAUCUUCAAAAUGAAAAUUCUAAGUUUCAAGCUUAGAUUGAGGAAAAAGAGAAGUAUUUCAAUGAGUAGGUCCAAAAGAUCAAAUCUUCAAACUUAGUUUAGUUUGACAGAAUAAAUCAAGAUAAGGAUAGACUGCAGAAAAGAGUGGAGGAGAAAGACAAGACUAUUUGGGAUCAUUAGGCAAAGAUUGAAUAGCACGAGAAGCUUAUUUUGGAAUUAGAGGGCUAGCUUGACAAGAAAAAGAAAAACAAAAAGAAGAAUGAAUGCAUGGAGUGCUUUAAGAAGGAGGCAGAAAUCCAAACCUUGAAUGCUAAAGUACUGAAGAUGACCGGAGACACCUCUCUAAAUCAGAAUGAAUUGACAAGGUAGAUCAAGCAGAAAGACAUGCAAAUCCAAGACAGCUAAAAUCUAAUCAAGAAUCUUACACUAUAGCUGCAGCAGAACAUUCAAAAAGGUGGCGAUGAUCCCAUAGUGCAACAACAUAUUUAAAAACUUCAAAAUGAAAACGACUAGCAGCAGAAAUUAAUAAAGGAUUUAAAGAGUAAUAUGGAAAAGCAGGCAGCAUAAUUUAUGAUGCAACUCAUAUAACAGUAGCCCUCAGGUGCUCCUGGUAAUCAAUCUAGAAGAUGA